CAGAGAAGUAGUCAAAGAUGGCCUGCAGUAACAUGUCUGGUGGCAUGGACCUUCUCUCAGAAGUAAGGAUUGUGCUGCUGGGCGGUAGGACUACAGGGAAAAGUACAGCUGGAAACACCAUCCUGGGAAAAGAGGACUUUGACUUACGAGGAAGUGCACAGUGUGUUAAGAGACAGGGAGAAGUAUCUGGGAGAAAGAUCACUGUGGUUGAAGCUCCAGGAUGGCAGAGGAAUAAAGCUAUAAAGCAGGUGCUCAGGCAGGAGAUUGUGCUCAGUGUGUCCAUGUGUCCUCCAGGUCCACACGCUGUACUGCUGGUUAUGCGGUUGGACUGCAGUUCAUGGGAGAGUGAAAAAGACAUGUUAAAAGGAUGUAUGAUGCUCCUCACCGAAAGAGUCUGGAGUCACGUUAUACUUCUGUUCACCUGUGAGGAAUGGCGAAGAGACCAAACCAUAGAGGAGUAUAUAGCAUGUCAAGGGAAGGCCCUUCAGUGGCUGGUUAAGAAAUGUGGAAACAGAUAUCAUGUUUUCAACUAUGAAAACAGAAAUAAUAACACACAGGUCACAGAACUGCUGGAGAAGAUAGAGAAGAUGGUGGCAGGAAACAGCGGCUGCCAUUUGGAAAUAGACCCAAAGAUCUUACAAGAUGUGAGAUGGAGGAAGGAAGAAGAGGAAAGGAGAGCAACAGUGAGGAGAAUAAGAGGAUCACAUCAAAAAGAAUAUAUUAGAAGUCACAUGUAUCUAUAUCAUCUCUCAGAAGUGAGAAUUGUGCUGCUGGGUUAUAGGAAUGCUGGAAAAAGUUCAUCAGGAAAUACCAUCCUGAGCACUGAAAAAUUUGGGUUAGACCAGAGUGACCAGAGUGUGAAGAGACAAGGAUUAGUAGCAGGAAGGAUCAUCACUGUGGUUGAAGCUCCAGGGUGGCAGAGAAAUAAAAGUUGGAAAAACAUCACUACUGGUUUACUUGAAGAGAUUGUACUCAGCAUGUCCAUGUGUCCUCCAGGUCCACACGCUGUACUGCUGAUUGUGAGUUUAGACUUCGCCUUUGAGGAAAAACAGAGAAAAUCUUUAGUUCAUUACCUGAGCCUCCUCAAUGUGAGUGUCUGGAGUCACACUAUGGUGCUCUUUACAUUUGGAGACUCUUUAGGAGACACAACCAUAGAGAGACACAUUGAGAGCGAAGGACGGGCUCUUCAGUGGCUGGUUGAGAAAUGUGGAAACAGAUAUCAUGUUUUUAACAAUAAAGACAGAAAUGACAACACUCAGGUUUUAGAGUUGCUGGAGAAGAUAGAAGAGAUGGUGGCAGUAAACGAAGGCCAUAUUUGGAACUGGACCCAAACUUAUUAAGAAACAUUAGAAAGCAGAAGUGGAGGAGACCGGAAAAAGGAACGGUACUAAAACAUUUGAUUACAUGUUAUUCAUCGAUUCAUGUAUAAUUCAUAUGCGAUUUAUGAAUUUAUUUAAUGUCAUAUUAAUUUCUUUAAGUAUUAACUUAGUAUCAUAGUUGUCAUCAGGUGAGACAAACUCCAUAGAUAACCUGGUGAUUCAGUACAUUCAGGUUGUCAGCUGACUUAAUUUUAUUGCCGCAUAACUUUGCUGAGUCUUGACCUGAGCAACUGAAGUGCCUCCAGAGACUUGUACCGUGGACACUAUGCAUGAAGGGAGCAUCGCUUCAUGCGCUUCCCUUCUUACCCUGACACGCCCAUCGCGUUGGAAUAGGGUCACUCUGGACCAGGUCACAUGAACUUUUUUCAUCGAGAGCAUAAAGCUUUAGGUUGUGCUUCACUGAAUAUCCGCCAGAUGGCGCA
Messenger RNA from Clarias gariepinus (North African catfish), 1801 nucleotides. RefSeq names its product GTPase IMAP family member 8-like. The transcript has 3 exons. Gene Ontology annotation, molecular function: GTP binding. The record is from RefSeq and is a predicted model, not a curated record. NCBI's taxonomy places the organism in Eukaryota, Metazoa, Chordata, Actinopteri, Siluriformes, Clariidae. Bases 18 to 1340 code for a protein of 440 amino acids.